This is a messenger RNA of Racocetra persica, 1161 nucleotides long. The record is from the annotation of a GenBank genome assembly. NCBI's taxonomy places the organism in Eukaryota, Fungi, Glomeromycota, Glomeromycetes, Diversisporales, Gigasporaceae.
AUGCCGCCAAAAAAACAGCAACAAUCAGAAAAAUCAAAACAAAAAGAGAAGCAAAAAAUUGUUGAAGACAAAACCUUUGGCCUGAAGAAUAAGAAAAAGUCUGCAAAGGUUCAGCAGCAAAUUAAGCAGAUUCAAAAUCAAGUGAUGACUUCGGGAAAUAGAAAGGUUCAAAAAGAAAAGGAAGCUGAAAAACAAGCACUCGCUGAUAAAAAAGCUGCCGAACAAAAAAAAAAGGAAGAGCUUGCUGAGCUAUUUAAACCGGUUCAGACACAAAAGGUACCGUUUGGCGUAGACCCUAAGACUAUUCUUUGUCAAUUUUUCAAAGGUGGACAAUGUCAAAAGGGGGACAAGUGUAAGUUCUCCCAUGAUGUGAAUGUAGAGAGAAAAGUUCAAAAAAUCGACCUAUAUACUGAUGCAAGAAACGAAGAAGAAAAGAAGGAUGGUAUGAAAGAUUUUAUAGCUUUAUAUUUAUUCAUUUGUCGUUUAGAUACAAUGGAUAAAUGGGACCAAACGAAGCUUGAGCAAGUUGUCACAUCGAAACAUGGAAAUCCAAAAACAACUACAGACAUAGUAUGUAAAUACUUUUUGGAGGCCAUUGAAAAUCAGAAAUAUGGUUGGUUCUGGGAAUGUCCUAAUGGAGAUAUUUAUCUAACUAUAAUUCAUCGACACGUCGUGAAGCGCCAUAACUUGGGCCAAAACCUCACACCUGUCACGCUUGAAAGUUUCGCUGAAUGGAAGAAAAAUCGUAAAGCUAAAUUUGAAGCUGAGGAAGAACUUAAACGUGCUGCAAAAGAAGCUGCUUACAAAGCUGGCAAAGCACAAGGAAUGUCAGGUCGUGAUCUAUUCACGUUUAAUCCUGAUCUUGUCAAUCAUAUUAAUGAUGAUGAUGAUGGCGAUGAGUUCGAUUUAUCUGGAUAUCAGCGUGAUGAUAAUAAUAAUAAUAAAGAGGAUGAAAAAGACGAUGAAAAUCUAGUACAUGGGCAGAAUGAUGAUGAUGAUGGUGAUAAUACUACCUGCGGUGAAGGCAAGAGUAGUGUUGAAAAUGAUGUUUCACACAAAACGGACAAUUCUUCUUCAUUAGUCACUGUGGAUGAUGUUGAAGUUAAAGAGGACCUAUUUGCGGAGGAGAAUUUAGAUGAUUUAGACGACGAUGAUGAAUAA